This is a messenger RNA of Alnus glutinosa, 2092 nucleotides long. Its product is annotated as pentatricopeptide repeat-containing protein At1g06143. The transcript has a single exon. The record is from RefSeq and is a predicted model, not a curated record. Lineage: Eukaryota; Viridiplantae; Streptophyta; Magnoliopsida; Fagales; Betulaceae. Gene Ontology annotation, molecular function: protein binding; RNA binding. Gene Ontology annotation, biological process: RNA modification. The coding region runs from base 113 to 1897 and encodes 594 amino acids.
GCUCUUGUAUAAACUGAGAUGGUGCUGGGCUGCUGGCUGCAGAGCCCUGAGCAGCUUUGCACUCCUAAAAUACAACAGGAAUCGUCAGUUAGACCAGUGUUUGUGGAAGUACAUGAAAUCUAUAUCUAACUUUAACCCUUUAUCAAUCCCAAAAUCCCUUCAUCAACCCAACCCACUAACUGAUCAGAAACAAAAUUUAUUCGACCAGUUGAAGAAAUGUUCCAGCCUAAAGAACCUGGAAUCUGCGUAUGCCUCUAUGAUCAAAACCAAUGCAGACCAAGACUGUUUCUUGGUGAACCAGUAUAUCAGCGCAUGUUCGACCUUUUCGCGCAUAGAUUACGCAGUUUUAGCAUUUACCCAGAUGGAAAAUCCUAAUGUUUUUGUCUAUAAUGCAAUGAUAAGAGGCUUUGUUCGUUGUUUUCACCCUAAAAAAGCUUUGGAAUGUUACAUAGAAAUGUUGAGAGCUAAGGUUAUGCCAACAAGUUAUACGUUCUCCUCGUUGAUUAAGGCUUGUUCCUCGGUAUCGGCUUUGGGGUUUGGUGAAGCUGUACAGUGUCACAUUUGGAGAAAUGGGUUUAGUUCGCAUGUGUUUGUUCAGACUGCUUUGAUUGAUUUCUAUUCGAGUUUAGGUAAACUUGGUAGAUCGAUACGGGUGUUUGAUGAAAUGCCUGAAAAAGAUGUUUUUGCAUGGACUUCGAUGGUUGCGGCUCACAUCCGGGCUGGGGAGUUGAGUUCUGCAAGGAGAUUGUUUGACGAGAUGCCUGAGAGGAAUACUGCAACGUGGAACACUUUGAUUGAUGGAUAUGCGAGAAUGGGGAAUGUGGAAUCUGCGGAGUUGUUGUUCAUUCAGAUGCCUGAAAAGGAUAUAAUCUCCUGGACAACCAUGAUCACUUGCUAUUCUCAGAACAAGAAAUUCAGAGAAGCAUUAGAAGUAUUUAGUGAAAUGACAAGAAAUGGGAUCAGUCCUGACGAAGUUACCAUGGCAACUGUUAUAUCAGCUUGUGCCCAUAUUGGAGCACUAGACCUUGGAAAGGAAAUACAUCUUUAUGCAUUGCAGAAUGGAUUUGAUCUUGAUGUUUAUAUUGGGUCUGCACUGAUUGAUAUGUAUGCCAAGUGUGGGAGCUUGGAUAGGUCACUUUUGGUUUUCUUCAAGUUGCGGGAAAAAAACCUGUUUUGUUGGAAUUCAGUAAUUGAAGGGCUUGCAGUUCACGGAUAUGCAGAUGAAGCACUAAAGAUGUUUGACAGAAUGGAGAGGGAGAAGGUCAAGCCAAAUGGGGUUACUUUUAUUAGUGUUCUAAGCGCCUGCACACAUGCAGGACUAGUUGAAGAAGGCCGUAGGAGGUUUCUGAGCAUGACCAAUGAUUAUUUCAUCCCUCUCGAAGUUGGACACUAUGGAUGCAUAGUUGAUCUACUGAGCAAAGCGGGUUUGCUUGAAGAUGCACUCGAAUUGGUUAGAAGCAUGAAAAACGGAUGCUGCAAUCAAACUACUACGCUAAUGUGCAACCGUAAAGUCGAACCCAACUCCAUCAUCUGGGGUGCCUUGUUGGGCGGGUGCAAGCUCCAUAGGAACUUGGAGAUUGCUCAACUUGCUGUUAAUGAACUCUUGGUUUUAGAGCCACACAACAGUGGCUAUUACAACCUGCUCGUUAACAUGUAUGCUGAAGUAAAUAGAUGGGGUGAGGUUGCAAAAACCCGGGCAGCCAUGAAAGAUCUAGGGAUAGAAAAGAGAUGUCCUGGAUCGAGUUGGAUUGAAAUGGAGAAGAAGAUUCAUCAGUUUUCCGCUUCUGAUAAAUCUCACCCAUCUUCUAGUGAAAUUCACUUGCUUCUGGCUGAAUUAGAUGGGCAGCUGAAGUUAGCUGGUUUUAUGCCUGAACUAAAGUGGGGGGAUUCAGGCUGAGCUGCUUACACCUUUUGGGAUUGAUGUAACAAAUUAUUUUCUUUGGGGAUCUUGUGAGACUUGCCCCGCUAAAUAUUACGAGAAAUGAUACAUUUUUCAAAUUUUUUCUCCAAAAGAUGUCCUCAAGUGAUUGUUACCAUCCUUUGAGUUUUAUUAUUUUGGAAAAUAUGUUACAAUUUUAUGGGAUGGUGACAC